CCUCCCCGCGCUCCGCCCCAAGAUGGCGCCCGGCGCUGAGGGGAGUUCCGGUGCCACCAUGGCGGCGACGCGGCUGGAGCUGAACUUGAUUCGGCUCCUGAGCCGGUGCGAGGCGCUGGCGGCGGAGCGGAGGGACCCCGAGGAGUGGCGGCUGGAGAAGUAUGUGGCUGCUCUGGAGGACAUGCUCCGGGAGCUGAAGAAGCAGUCCAGCAAGCCAGCCCCUGAACUGCUGAAUGAAUACUCUCGCAAAGUGGACUUCCUAAAGGGACUCCUAGAAGCUGAAAAAUUGUCUUCAUCCACAGAAAAGGCUCUGGCCAACCAGUUCCUGGCCCCGGGGCGCACCCCGACCACAGCCAAGGAGCGAACCCCGGCCACCAAAACCGUGCACCUGCAGACCAAGGCGCGCUGCACGGGCCAGAUGAGGAGCGAGCUGCUCGGCACAGACCCCCUGGCUGCUGAUGAUUCUGAGGAGUUGAACAUAAGGAGGCGAAAAGGCCUCCCAUCAGACGAGAAGCAGUCGGCAGUGGAGCUGGAUGCUGUGCUGCAGCAUCACCAGGACAUGCAGGAGAAGCUGGCUGAGGAAAUGCUCAGCUUGGCUCGCAGCCUCAAAAACAACACCCUGGCUGCCCAGAACGUGAUCAAACAGGACAACCAGACACUGUCACACUCCCUCAGGAUGGCAGACCAGAACUUCGAGAAGCUCAAGGAUGAAUCCGACCGCCUGGAACAGCACGCCAAGAAAUCUGUCAACUGGCUGCUGUGGAUAAUGCUGAUUGUAGUUUGUUUUAUAUUCAUCAGCAUGAUUCUCUUCAUCAGGAUUUUUCCCAAACUGAAAUGAAAAUUUUAUUUUACUUAAAGCUGGCUGUAGUGCAGUGGGAAAGCUCAGCUGGUGUGAGAACUGUCACAGUCUUAGAGGCUGUGCAAGGCCUGCCUUGCAUCUCCCAGUGGAGGAAGGCUUUCCUGAGGAAGGCUUUCCACACUUCCAUUCUUGUUUACUUGGUGACUCUUGUUGCCUCUUGCAACAACAGUCAGCCUGGGAGGUAAGGAUGAGAAUUUACACUGAGCUGCUAACAAGUUCUUUAGUGGAUAAAUACAUUUUUAAUGUGUUUGUGACAAAUGUUAUGGCUCCUAAAAGGCAUUUAGUCAAUACAAAGUUAAAUAACAGUUGAAGUCUUACAUUCUUUCCUGUGUUCACAGCUUUUCUGUACUGACCUAGGAGCUUGCUGCCAACAGGAUAUUUAAUUUCAGUUCUGUACAUACACAGCUGCAGUGUAGAAAGAGAAUUCUGCUGUUCAGGUGCUUGCUUGGCUCAGAUUCAGAGGACCAACAGGUAAAACUCUUCUCAGGCUCACAGUUUGCCCAGAUGGGUAUUUGGGACUUGGGACUUCACCAUCAUCUCCAGCUGAGAUUACCACAGGACUGGAGCUGCUUUCUGUGCAGUGUUUGCCUCCCUUUUGUGUGUGCAAAUGUUCUCACUUCUCAUUGUGGUGUUGGUGCUGUUCCAUGAAGGAAACGCCGUGACCCUGCCACCUUCCACGUGUACACACAGUGCUGCAGGUGGCACAGACCUCACCUGUGCAAACACGCUUGUGCUGCAAGAUGAGGGCAAAGGAAGGUGGUGUCUUCAAGAUGGAAAUAAUAAUUUAAAAAAUUCAGCUUUUUUUUUCAGCAAAUUAUCCCUGUUGUCUUAAGAGCUCACUAAAAUAAAACACAGAAAAAAGAAACUCAUAUUUUUCAAACACUGGUGCUGCUAGAAAAACUUGGAGAGUGUAGUAAAGCAGGGUUUGUGUGACAGCCCAGUGUAGUAUGCCACUCACUCAUGGAUUAUCAAAUGAAUAAUUAUAUUAUGAAGUAUAGCUUUUAAUUCCAGGUACUCAGAUAUCUGCAAUGUACUCCUGUUCUACUUACCUUGAAUUUAGAGAAAUUUAUAGUUGUAGCAAUCAAUUUAUGGACAUUUCUGCUUUUCCCAGUUGUUUUCCUUCAUGUGUAUGUAAUGGUUGACAUUUCACUGUGCUUCAUUAGUCAAUGCUGUGUCACCAAAUUAUUUUUUCAAUUCUGAUUGUUCACUACUUUCCCUGCAGGCAUUUCAGUGCCAAGCCCUUCUCUUAGAGGCUGAGGGUGAUGCUGGAAUGGUUUUUGUGUGUGAGAUUUUGGGAUGCAACAUUAAUGCUUCAUUGUCCAUAACACUGUCCUCUUUAUUACUUGAAAUAAAUUAUUUUUUUCUAGUUUACAAAA
Messenger RNA from Zonotrichia albicollis (white-throated sparrow), 2235 nucleotides. RefSeq names its product unconventional SNARE in the ER 1 (gene USE1). The record is from RefSeq and is a predicted model, not a curated record. Lineage: Eukaryota; Metazoa; Chordata; Aves; Passeriformes; Passerellidae. Gene Ontology annotation, cellular component: SNARE complex; endoplasmic reticulum. Gene Ontology annotation, molecular function: SNAP receptor activity. Gene Ontology annotation, biological process: retrograde vesicle-mediated transport, Golgi to endoplasmic reticulum.